This is a messenger RNA of Malassezia japonica, 1119 nucleotides long. It is a transcript of the gene PEX13, whose product is annotated as Peroxisomal membrane protein PAS20. The record is from RefSeq and is a predicted model, not a curated record. Gene Ontology annotation, molecular function: protein binding. Bases 1 to 1119 code for a protein of 372 amino acids. Lineage: Eukaryota; Fungi; Basidiomycota; Malasseziomycetes; Malasseziales; Malasseziaceae. Gene Ontology annotation, biological process: protein import into peroxisome matrix, docking. The transcript has a single exon. Gene Ontology annotation, cellular component: peroxisome; peroxisomal importomer complex; peroxisomal membrane.
AUGAACCCCUACCGCUCGACGAUGGGCGGGUACGGCUCGGGCUACGGCUCGGGCUACGGCUCGGGCUACGGCUCCGGCCUCGGUGGCUACGGAUCCACGUACUCCUCGCCCUAUUCGCGCAUGGGCGGCUAUGGCGGCAUGGGUAGCAUGGGCUACGGUGGCUACGGCGGUGGCUAUGGCGGCUAUGGCGGCAUGGGCGGCAUGGGCGGCAUGGGCUACGGCGGCAUGGGCUACGGCGGCUACGGCGGCAUGGGCUACGGCGGCAUGGGCAUGGGCAUGGGCAUGGGCCAGCCCGGCGACCCCUCGCUGACGCAGCGCAUGGAGAGUGGCACGCAGGCCACCUUUGAGCUGAUUUCGUCGAUCGUGUCUGCCUUUGGCGGCUUUGCGCAGAUGCUCGAGUCGACCUUUAUGGCGACGCACUCGAGCUUCUUUGCAAUGGUCGGUGUUGCGGACCAGUUUGCACAUCUCCGCAACUACCUCGGCCAGGUGCUGAGCAUUUUCGCGCUGGCGCGCCAGGCCAAGCACCUCUUUCUCCGCAUGACCGGCCAGCGCCCCAGCGGUAUCGACUCGCAAGAGUUCCGCGAGUUCCGCAAGCGCGGCGGCACGUCCACGCAGCGCCCCAACAAGCGCCCCCUCUUUGUCUUUUUCCUGGCGGUGAUUGGCCUGCCCUACCUCAUGGGCAAGCUCGUGAAGAUGAUCACGGCCCGCCAGGAUGCGGAGCGUGCGCGCCUUGCGCAGCAGGCCGCCGAGGCCGGCACCGAUUUGCAGCAGCUGCAAAACGCACAAGGCACAGGCUUUAUCGACCCCAGCAAGCUCACCUUUGUGCGUGCGCUAUACCACUACAAGGCUGCAGACGAGUACGAGCUCGACUUGGAGCCCGGCAAGCUGAUUGCCGUGAUCGACACCAAGGACCCCAACACCGGUGAGGAGAUCUCGUGGUGGCGUGGCCGUCUCCGCGACGGAAAAAUUGGCUGGUUCCCCAGCAUCUAUGUGGAAACGGUCGAGGAUGCCAAGAGCCGCGCACAAAAAGCCAAGGAGAAUGCCGCGCGCGCGAUCGAAGCGCCCCCGGCCGCCUCGAGCGCACCGCGCACGACGGCGCCCAAGGUGUCUUCGUCGUGA